Molecule: messenger RNA, 581 nt
Organism: Drosophila teissieri
Lineage: Eukaryota; Metazoa; Arthropoda; Insecta; Diptera; Drosophilidae
Product: ADP-ribosylation factor-like protein 6-interacting protein 4
Exons: 2
Coding region: 32-466 (144 amino acids)
Source: RefSeq, a predicted model, not a curated record
UUUGUUUACGUUCACUUGCUAAAGGCUUAAUAUGGGAAAAAGUGAGAAGAAAUCAAAGAAAAAGCACAAGGAGAAGCGCAGGGAACACAAGGAAAAGCACAAGUCCAAGAAAUCCAAGAAACACAGUCGGAAAAAGGAGGAAUCCCCUCCGAUAGCUUCACCAACACCAAUACAACCCGAAAGGGGCAACCAGGAGGAGGAGGAGGACUUUGCCAUACCAAUAGCACUGAUGAAUAGCAAAUCGCAUGCACCGGAAACUCCAGAGGAAUACCAGCGCCGUCAGAGCCAGAUUCGCAGAGAGGUGGACCCGGUAACGGGUCGCGUCCGGCUCAUCAAGGGCGACAGUGAGGUGCUGGAAGAGAUUGUGACCAAGGAGCGCCACAUGGAUAUCAAUAAGAAGGCCACCCGCGGCGAUGGAGAGUUCUACGAAGCCAGAUCUCUGGAUGCCGCCAAGCGUCGCAAAUAACAAAAUACCAAAAAAUUCAAUAUAACUUAAGCUAUUUCAUGUCUUGUAGUAAUAAUUAAUAACUGUCAGUUUAAUUAAACAAAGGGCUAGCUAGCGACUAUAUGUACACGCGAAA